This is a messenger RNA of Coffea arabica (coffee), 1450 nucleotides long. Its product is annotated as anthocyanidin 3-O-glucosyltransferase 2-like. Gene Ontology annotation, molecular function: UDP-glucosyltransferase activity. The record is from RefSeq and is a predicted model, not a curated record. Lineage: Eukaryota; Viridiplantae; Streptophyta; Magnoliopsida; Gentianales; Rubiaceae.
AUGGACAAAAUUGAACUAGUGAUGGUCAUGGCGCCAAUGAUGGGGCACUUAAUACCAGCCAUCGAGCUAGCUAAGAUAAUGCUUCAAAAGGCAAAUUGUCUAUCAAUCUCAUUCCUCAUGAUGAAUUCAACAUUGGACCCCGAAUGCACGGCCAAAAUCGAGUCUCUGACUGCCUCAUGCAAAUUUGAUCGCCUUCAUUUCCGUCACCUUCCGAUGCCAGACAUCUCUCAGUGGAAUAUUCCACAUCAGGGAAUCUACCUUCAUCAACUCACAGAGUUUCACAAGUCUAAUGUACGAGAAACAGUCUCCAAAAUCAAAGGUUUUGCAGGGAUUAUUGUUGACAUGAUAAACACGCCAAUGAUGGAUAUAGCUGACGAGCUCAGUGUUCCUAGCUACAUCCUUUUCACUUGUAGUGCGGCCUGUCUUGGCGUUAUGCUCCAUUUCCAAGCGCUCGAAGAUGAGCAAACUAUAAAAACAUGUCAUUUACUCCAGAGAGAAACUAAAUUGGUCAUUCCUAGUUUUACCAACGAAGUUCCAAUUAGUGUACUCCCAAUAUUUACAACUAUCGAGGGAACUUGGUCAGGCAGGUUCUUGAAUCAUACUCGCAAUUAUAGAAGAGCAAAGGGCAUCAUUAUCAACACUUUUGCUGAUUUUGAAUCUCAUGCUAUUGAUUCUUUGUCAAUGAAACAUUCUUACGGUACAACAGGAGUGCCAACCACCUAUCCUGUGGGAUUAAUCCUGAAUAGAUCUCAAAUCCAGGCAGAAUCUACUAAAGGCCAUUUAGAAUUGAUGAAUUGGCUUGAUGAUCAGCCAGCAAAGUCGGUGCUUUUCAUCUGUUUUGGUAGUACGGGAAGUUUCAAAUUAGAUCAAGUGAAAGAAAUAGCACUGGGACUCGAAAAAAGUGGCUAUCGGUUUAUUUGGGUUCUUAGGCGGCCUCCGGCUAUAAAAGGAGGAUUUGCAGGGGAAUUUGAGAAUCAUGGACCUCUUCUGCCAGAAGGAUUCUUGAAUCGAACAGCUUCGAUUGGAAAAGUUGUCGGCUGGGUUCCACAAUUGGCUAUUUUGUCACACCCGGCUGUGGGCGGAUUUGUCUCGCACUGUGGUUGGAAUUCAACGUUGGAGAGUAUUUGGUGUGGUGUGCCAAUUGCUACAUGGCCGUUGCUUGGAGAUCAACAAUUGAAUGCCUUCCAAUUGGUGAAAGAGUUAGGAAUAGCUGUGGAAAUUAGUUUGGAUUACAACGAAGCCAAUGAGCAUCAACCAUUGGUGAAAGCAGGACAAAUAGAGAAAGGAAUAAGGGAAGUGAUGGAUGGUGAGAACGAAGUCCGGAAAAGGGUGAAAGAGCUUAGUGAGAAAAGUAGGCAGGCUAUGAAGGAAGGUGGAUCAUCUCAUGUGACCUUUGAGAAUCUCAUACAUACUAUCUGCAGCAGCCUUCCUAAGUCUGGUGUUUGAAUUG